Molecule: messenger RNA, 6276 nt
Organism: Vicia villosa (hairy vetch)
Lineage: Eukaryota; Viridiplantae; Streptophyta; Magnoliopsida; Fabales; Fabaceae
Product: rRNA biogenesis protein RRP5-like
Exons: 40
Coding region: 121-5850 (1909 amino acids)
Biological process (GO): rRNA processing
Cellular component (GO): nucleolus; nucleus; small-subunit processome
Molecular function (GO): RNA binding; protein binding
Source: RefSeq, a predicted model, not a curated record
GUUCAUCUUCACUCCCCAACCUAAAACCCUUGCAAACCCUUCUUCUUCAACCAGCCUCAACUCACGAAGCGAAACCACCUUGUUACCAUAACAAGGUAAGAACUAAGCAACAACAAAACCAUGGCGCCGCGCUCAGAAAAAUCGCAGAAGAAUAAGAACAACGACAAACCUAAAAUCGAUAAAGCUUCUAAGAAAAUAUCCAAACCAAAACGGGAACACAACGGCGCCUCCGGGAAGUCAGAAUCGCUUGCUUUGCAGCUCGAAGACGAGGUUCCCGAUUUUCCCCGAGGUGGAGAAUUUUCUGUGAAAAGAAGUAGUAAUGAUUAUGAGAAAUUUGGCGAUGAGGAUCCGUCGAAGAAACUGUGGAAGAAUAAGAAGAAAGGGAAAAAAGUGUUUAGUAAGAGUGAAGACACUGAAAGUGAUUGGGGCUUGCUUUUUGGUGCUGGUAUCACUGGAAAAUUGCCUCGGCGUGUGAAUAGAGUUACUCUCAAGAAUUUAACUCCUGGAAUGAAGCUGUGGGGAGUUGUCGCUGAAGUAAAUAAUAAAGACCUUGUAGUUAGUUUACCAGGGGGUUUACGUGGUAUUGUUAAUGCUUCAGAUGCACUAGAUCCUAUUUUGAAUGACAAAACCGAGAUUGGAGAAAGUUUUCUUUCUAGUGCAUUUUCUGUUGGGCAGCUAGUUUCUUGCAUUGUGCUUAGAUUGGACGAUGACAAGAAAGAGAAAGGACACAGGAAAGUUUGGCUUUCUUUGCGUCUUUCAUUGUUGCACAAGAACUUCAACUUAGAUGUUGUUCAAGAAGGCAUGGUCCUUGCUGCAUAUGUGAAAAGCAUCGAGGAUCAUGGUUUCAUUCUUCAUUUUGGUUUGCCUUCUUUCACGGGAUUCUUACCUAAAGAAGGCUGGAAUGGAGAAGUUAGAAUUGGGCAACUUGUGCAGGGAUUGGUCAAGAGUGUUGAUAAAGCUCAUAGAGUGGUUUACUUGAGUUCCAACUCUGAUAAAAUGUCCAAUAGUGUGACGAAGGAUCUCAAAGGCAUGUCAAUUGAUCUUCUAGUUCCAGGAAUGAUGGUUAAUGCCCGUGUGAAGUCAAUCCUUGAGAAUGGUGUAAUGUUAUCAUUUCUCACAUACUUCACUGGAACGGUUGAUCUGUUUCAUUUGCAAAAUAUAUAUCCUGCAGCAAGCUGGAAGGAUAAGUACAUUGAAUCUCAGAAGGUUGUUUGUCGGAUAUUAUUCAUUGAUCCAUCAAGUAGAGCUGUUGGUUUGACGCUGAAUCCACAUCUUGUUCAGAACAGGGCCCCUCCUUCACAUGUUAACAUUGGAGAUAUAUAUGAGAAUUCAAAAGUUGUCAGGGUGGAUAAAGGAUCAGGACUAUUGCUCGAGGUUCCAUCAAUUCCAGAGUCAACUCCAGCUUUUGUCAGUAUAUCUGAUAUUGCUGAAGAAGAAAUUCAAAAGCUUGAGAAAAAGUACAAGGAAGGAAAUCAUGUCCGUGUUCGGAUUCUUGGGUUAAGGCAUUUGGAAGGACUUGCUACAGGAGUUUUGAAGGCUAGUGCUUUAGAAGAGGCAGUGUUUACUCAUUCUGAUGUCAAACCUGGGAUGGUGGUGAAGGCUAAGAUUCUUUCAGUUGACAGCUUUGGUGCUAUUGUACAAAUUCCUGGUGGUGUGAAGGCACUUUGUCCUCUUCGACAUAUGUCUGAAUUGGAAAUUGCAAAGCCCGGGAAAAAAUUCCAGGUGGGAGCUGAAUUGGUGUUCCGUGUGCUUGGAUGCAAGUCAAAAAGAGUUACAGUUACACACAAGAAAACCCUUGUGAAAUCAAAACUAGAUAUUAUUAGCUCGUUCGUAGAUGUGACCGAUGGUUUGAUAACGCAUGGAUGGAUAACAAAAAUUGAAGAUCAUGGGUGCUAUGUACGAUUUUACAAUGGGGUCCAAGGAUUUGCUCCCAGAUCUGAACUCGGACUAGAGGCUGGUGGUGAUCCAGGUGCAGUGUAUAAUGUUGGACAAGUAGUAAAAUGCCGGGUCGUUAGUUCCAUUCCCGCUUCCCGGAGGAUCAACCUUAGUUUAAUCAUAAAGCCAACAAGGGUUUCUGAAGAUGAUGUGGUUACACUGGGUAGCAUUGUUUCUGGAAUUGUUGACCGAGUAACAUCUAAUGCUGUAGUUGUUUAUAUCAAUAGUAGUGGUUUCUCCAGGGGUACAAUAUCUAUGGAGCACCUGGCAGAUCAUCAUGGUCAAGCUACUUUGAUGAAGUCAGUAUUGAAACCUGGGUAUAAUUUUGAUCAACUACUGGUUCUAGAUUUUAAGGGGAACAAUAUGAUUCUGUCUGCCAAAAGUUCGCUUAUCAAAUAUGCUCAGCAAAUUCCUGCAGAGAUUAGUCAGAUGCAUCCUAACUCAGUUGUACAUGGUUAUAUAUGUAAUUUAAUUGAGACAGGAUGCUUUGUUCGUUUCCUUGGUCAAUUAACUGGCUUUUCUCCGAGAAAUAAGGCUGCAGAUGACCAGAAAACCAAUAUUUUGGAAGCCUAUUUCAUUGGGCAAUCAGUUCGCUGUAAUGUAUCCAAUAUUAACGGUGAAACUAGCAGAGUAACAGUCUCUCUAAAGCAGACAUCUUGUUCUUCAGCAGAUGCAUCAUUUAUUAACGAGUACUUUCUUAUGGAUGAAAAGAUUGCUAAGUUGCAAUACAAGAACUCCAGUGAAUCUGAUUUGAAAUGGGAUGAAAAAUUCAACAUUGGCACAGUUACUGAAGGGAGAGUUGAGGAAAUUAAGGAUGUUGGAAUUGUUGUUUGCUUUGAGAAGUACAACGAUGUUUUUGGUUUUAUUACUAAUUACCAGUUAGGUGGAACUGUUGUGGAGAAAGGCUCUCUAGUGGAAGCGUUUGUUCUUGAUUUCGCAAAGGCAGAGCGGCUUGUUGAUUUAACUCUAAAACCCGAGUUCAUUAAUAUAUCUAGAGAUAGAAGUUCCAAGAGUCUUACCAAGAAAAAGAAACGUCAAAGGGAUGCUCUGAAGGACUUGGUGUUGCAUCAGACAGUGAAUGCAGCAGUGGAAAUUGUGAAAGAGAACUACUUGGUUGUAUCUAUUCCUGAGAAUAAUUACACCCUAGGAUAUGCACAAUUAUCUGACUAUAAUACUCAAAGAUUUCCGCGGAAACAAUACCUAAAUGGACAGAGUAUUGUUGCAACUGUUAUGGCUCUUCCAAGCCCUGAAACAUCAGGAAGGUUACUUUUACAUCUGAAUGAGGCCAAAGGGACAUCUAGUUCUAAAAGAACCAAGUCUAGCUAUAAAGUGGGAUCACUGGUUGAGGCAGAGAUUACUGAAAUAAAAACUUUUGAGCUGAAACUGAAGUUUGGAUUUGGCUUACACGGCAGGGUUCACAUAACAGAGGUACACGAUGCAAAUGAUUUGGAAAAUCCAUUUUCUGGCUACAAAAUUGGGCAAACAGUGACGGCAAGAAUAGUUUCAAAGCCUAAUGAGGCUGAUAGCAGUAGAAAUGGAUCACGGUGGGAGCUUUCAGUCAGACCUGAAAUGGUUACAGGUUCCAGUGACAUAGGAGACAAUGUAUCAGAGAAACUGGACUUUAAGAUUGGGCAAUGUGUGGCUGGUUAUAUAUAUAAAGUCGAAAGUGAAUGGGUCUGGUUAGCAGUUUCUCGGAAUGUUAAAGCUCAGCUACAUAUUCUUGACAGUUCUACUGAACCCAAUGAGCUCAAGGAUUUCCAAAAUCGAUAUCAUGUUGGAAAACCUGUUUGUGGUCAUGUUCUGAGUAUCAACUUGGAGAAGAAGCUCUUGCGGUUGGUUCUACGCCCCUUCUCUACUCUCCUUCUCAGAACUGAUGAAGAGCCACAAACUAACCUUGUGAAUAAGGAGUUGACAGCACAUAUUCAUGAAGGAGAUAUUUUAGGAGGAAGGAUUAGUAAAAUACUUCCUGGUGUUGGAGGACUGCUUGUACAAAUUGGUCCUCAUACAUAUGGAAAAGUGCAUUAUACUGAACUUACAGAGGAAUGGGUGCCUGAUCCGUUGUCUGGAUAUCAUGAAGGGCAGUUUGUCAAAUCUGUAGUUCUUGAAGUUAGCAACACUGUCAGGGGUACUGUUCAUGUUGACUUGUCAUUACGUUCUUCAAAUCUAAGGCCUUUGAAGGAUUCAGCAGAGGUUCACAGCAACAUGCGUGCUAUUGACAAAUGUGUGGAGAAGAUUGAGGAUCUUCACCCUAAUAUGGUUGUAAAGGGUUAUAUUAAAAUUGUCUCACCUAAAGGAUGCUUCAUUUUGCUCUCACGGAAGAUUGAGGCAAGAGUUCUUCUAUCGAAUCUAUCCGAUCAAUUUGUUACAGAUCUUGUGAAAGAAUUUCCUGUUGGAAAACUUGUAAUUGGCAGGGUUGUAAGUGUGGAGCCUCUCUCAAAUCGUGUUGAAGUUACAUUGAAGACAUCAACUGUUUCCAGUACAUCAAAAUCUGAGAUCUCUGAUUUGGGUAAAUUUCAUGUUGGAGAUGUGAUAAGUGGCAGGAUUAAGCGGGUUGAAUCAUUUGGUUUAUUCAUUGCAGUUGACAACACAAACAUGGUUGGAUUGUGCCAUGUUUCGGAGAUUUCUGAUAAUCAUAUUGAGAACAUUGAAGCAAAGUUUGGAGCUGGAGAGAAAGUAAAUGCAAUAGUAUUGAAGGUAGAUGAAGAAAAACACAGGGUUUCUUUGGGAAUGAAGAACUCAUAUUUGAUGGGAGAAACUGUUGUCCAAAUACCUUUAGAUGAACGGUCCAAUGAACCUAAUGGAGAUGGAAUAAAAUCUAUGUCUACUACAAAUAGUAGUUUGCUUGGACCCUUAAAUACAGAAGUUGAAUAUGAAACUGAUCAACUCCCAAUUCUUUCACAAGCAGAAGAAAGGGCCUACAUUCACCCACUUGAUGUUGUCCUUGAUGACUUUGAUCAACUUGAAGAAAACAACACAAAUAGUACUAGUAAAAGUGGAAAUAAAAAAGACGCUCUAACUGAAAAGCAGAUAAGGCACGAAAAGAAAAAGGCAAAGAAGGAAAGGAAGGAAGCAAUAGACAAUGAAGAGAAAAAAUCACAGGAGAAGGGUGUACCAAGGACUGCUGAUGAGUUUGAAAAGCUGGUUAGAAGCUCUCCCAAUAGCAGUUUCAACUGGAUAAAAUACAUGGAUUUCAUGAUUUCUUUGGCUGAUAUUGAGAAAGCCCGCUCAAUUGCUGAAAGGGCUUUGAGAACAAUAAUUAUCCGAGAGGAGAAUGAGAAGUUCAACAUCUGGAAGGCCUACUUUAAUUUGGAAAAUAAGUAUGGAAACCCUAAGGAGGAGGCUGUUAUGAAAGUAUUCCAGAGGGCCAUACAGUACAAUGAUCCCAAAAAAGUUCAUCUAGCACUUUUGGAAAUGUUUGAGAGGACUGAGCAGCAUAGUUUAGCCGAUGAACUUCUAAAUAAAAUGACAAAGAAGUUCAAGCAUUCUUGCAAAGUUUGGCUAAGGCGAGUACAAAAUCUUUUGUUGCAAAAGAAAGAUGAUGAUGUUGCUGUUGUUAAACGUGCUCUGUUAAGCCUUCCACAACGAAAGCAUAUCAAGUUCAUAACUCAGACAGCAAAACUCGAAUUCAAGAUUGGGCUUCCAGAUAGGGGGCGAUCUUUGUUUGAAAAACUUCUACAGGAAUACCCGAAGAGAACAGACCUUUGGAGUGUUUAUCUUGAUCAAGAAAUUCAACUUAAAGACAAGGACUUAAUUCGGGCACUUUUUGAAAGGGCAAUCAGUCUGAGCCUCCCACCUAAAAAAAUAAAGUUCUUAUUUAACAAGUAUCUUAAAUAUGAGACGGAUCAUGGUGAUGAGGAACAAAUAGAAUCUGUGAAGAGGAAGGCAAUGGAAUAUGUUGAGAGUUCUAUGGCUUGAUUUAAAAUUUCUGCUGCAUUUGGAGCUUGCUGCCAUAUUUUUGAAUCUAGUUGGUUAUAACAAAGAAUGCAUGGAUGUGAACUUAAGGUAAGCAUCAAAUGUGCACAGCAAGAGAAAGACACGCCCUUGACAAUUUUGGUUGCAUGUUAGGGGUGAGUUUGAACAUUAGAGCAGAAAACAUAAAUUAAUAGAUUCUUUUCCUGACUUUUGCCCAUUUUUUUUAUAAUAGUGAAAACAUUCUAAAUUAUUUAUAGAUUAGACAAUGUUGUAAUAUUAGAUUUUGUUUUAUUACGGUUAAUUUUAUGAAUGAAAUCAAAAUGAGUACCCGCAUUUGUUCUGGUAUGGGACGCGCAUUUGUUUUAAAUGUAUAUUUUUUUAAUAGAAAAUGUCUGGUACCCGUAAAAAAAAAAUUGAAUGUAUAGAAAA